Gekko japonicus is the source of this 496-nucleotide messenger RNA. Its product is annotated as protein S100-A6. NCBI's taxonomy places the organism in Eukaryota, Metazoa, Chordata, Lepidosauria, Squamata, Gekkonidae. The transcript is spliced from 3 exons. The record is from RefSeq and is a predicted model, not a curated record. The coding region runs from base 118 to 390 and encodes 90 amino acids. Gene Ontology annotation, molecular function: calcium ion binding; S100 protein binding. Gene Ontology annotation, cellular component: perinuclear region of cytoplasm; nucleus; cytoplasm.
AGACUCCACCCCUGCCUAUAAAACCCGGCUGCGAGUCAGUUCCCACUUCUCUGCCUCCUUCAACAUCUGUCCCGCCUGGUCGCUUUCUUGAUCAACUUCCAACUUCCAACCGUCGAGAUGGCGUGCCCCCUGGACCAAGCUAUUGCCCUCCUGGUUGCUGUUUUCCACAAGUAUUCUGGCAAAGAAGGUGACAAGAACACCCUGAACAAGAAGGAGUUGAAGGAACUCAUCCAGAAGGAGUUGACCAUUGGAUCACACUUGAAUGAUGCCGAGAUUAAAGGACUGAUGGAGGAUCUCGAUCGCAACAAAGACCAGGAGGUGAACUUCCAGGAAUACGUGACCUUCCUUGGUGCCAUGGCAAUGAUUUACAAUGAGGCGUUGAAGGGUUAAUUGCAGACGAACCCCGCUAGAUCAAGGCAGCAUGGCCUCGAUGAACCGGAAGUGCCUCUGUAAGCAGUUUUGUGUCUAAUAAAGAUUGAUUUUUGUAAUGUUGGGA